Molecule: messenger RNA, 1474 nt
Organism: Anastrepha ludens (Mexican fruit fly)
Lineage: Eukaryota; Metazoa; Arthropoda; Insecta; Diptera; Tephritidae
Exons: 3
Coding region: 119-1303 (394 amino acids)
Source: RefSeq, a predicted model, not a curated record
AAGAGAAAUCGAACGUCAACUUUGUUUAUUUAUUAUUUUUCUAGCAAGACGCAUUUUACCAGUUGCUUUUAGAAUACGAGUGAGAACAAAAUAGCAAAGAACCCUAAAUGUUAUUCCAAUGCAACUGAGGCGCUGCAUAUGGACUGUACUUAUGGUGGUGAUUUUGCACAUUACAAGUACAACUCCAAUACCGUUUCGUAGUGACGAUUAUUUUUAUUUGGACCCCGAUACGGAGGAUGAUAUGGAUUAUAUGCAGAGUGCGGACUUCGCGGAUGCAGACUAUCGCCCAAACGAAUCUGAAUCUGACUAUGUUAUGUAUCCGCGUUCAGCCGAAACAACAACAGAAUGUGAGACCGAACCGUCAAAAAAUACCGAAGGGCACACACACAGCCCACAUGGUCCCGUGCCAACUACAUGCAUAGCUAUUAUACCGGGUGCAACUACAAAGCCUCCAGGGCAUAUUAGUGAAAAGCCGUCUGCUCAGCAAGGGAAGCCAGAUCAACCAACAUCCACGAUACAACCAGCACAACCACAUCAGCCAACGCAACCGCCCCAUAAUCAGCUUCCUUCACCUACACCAGCUCCUUUGGUACCACCUACAACGUCUAAACAGGCAUCGAAUAAAACGUCUUCGAUGGAAGCCGAAACGACUACAUGUUUACCAGAAGAAGAGCCGACACAAAAGUCAACACCACCGCAUUCAGUGGAAGCGACCACUUGUAUGACGGUGAAGGGUGGAGCGGGCGGAGCAAAUGCCUCCCUUGAGGACAUGAUAAUGCCAACAAAUUCCUUAAAUCCGGCAACCUCGCUCACAGAUCAGGAGGGCAAAACGCGCGCACUACACUCACUUGUACAGCAUUUGUAUGUAGCGCAGGCGCGAGUCCAGCUUGAGGCAAUUGAAAUUAAGAAAGCUCAAGCGGUGGCGAAUUCGGCACAACAACAGCUCGAGGAGGCGGCAAAUCAUGUGCGUAGUGUGACGGCGGCACUGCAAAAUGCUCAGCAAGAGGUGGCUUCGGCGGCGAUACGGGCGCAAACGGCCCAACUGCAACUGGCGGCACACGAUCAGUUGUUAUUUGCGGCACGACAAGACGUCGAUGCUCUCUCGUCACAAAUGGUCGGGUUACAGGCAGCCGAAGGCAUAUCAGUGCCGACGGUGAAGUUCGAUAUAGGUAGUCUGUUGGACAAGCUGAAGCAGCCACUAACAGCUGCAGAGCGGCCGACUGCCGUGCCGCCAGUGUUAGCUAUGCAAGAGCUGCCUCCGGCCGAUCCUGCGCCAUUGUAUGUUGACUAUGAUUACGAUUAAGUUUGAAAUAUGCACUUUAGUCCCACUAGCAAUAUACACAUUUUUUUUAUUAGACAUAUAUUUUUGUAAAUUGUAUUUCUGAAACGAUUGGUAUUGUUAUGUGCGCUUAACUUCAUAAAGGAAGAGUGUUCCUUGUAUUUUUGAUUAUUUUAUUUUCAUGUGAACCAUUCU